Anopheles arabiensis is the source of this 1903-nucleotide messenger RNA. It is a transcript of the gene Larp7, whose product is annotated as la-related protein 7. The transcript has 3 exons. Gene Ontology annotation, cellular component: nucleus. Gene Ontology annotation, molecular function: mRNA binding. NCBI's taxonomy places the organism in Eukaryota, Metazoa, Arthropoda, Insecta, Diptera, Culicidae. The record is from RefSeq and is a predicted model, not a curated record. Bases 92 to 1849 code for a protein of 585 amino acids. Gene Ontology annotation, biological process: RNA processing.
CUCACCGGCUGAAAUUGUAUAAACAUAAACAAACCCCAAACAUACGCGGUACAGGAAAAUCGGAUCAUUUUCCACUUCAUUUUAGUUCAGUAUGGAAUCGCUGGAAAAGCCAAAUGCCGGGAAAGAGGCGGAAAAGGACAAAGCUGUGACGAAGGCAAAGGGACGCCACCGGAGCAAGCACAAGUUCAACUCGAUUCGCAAGCAGAUAGAAUUUUACUUCUCCGACGCUAACCUGACCAAAGACCGUUACAUGGGACAGCUGCUGGGGAAUGGGCCAUUCAUUCCACUGGAAGAGUUUUUAAAGUUCAACAAAAUCAAAGCCCUCACUACGAACGUCGACGAGAUAGCGAAUGCGUUGAAAAAUUCCACCCUGCUGGAGCUUUCCGACGAUCGGGCGAAGGUGCGCCGCAAGACGGAGGUUGUGGUGAAGACCAACAGCGAAGAGUGUACGAUCUACGUGGAAAGUUUGCCACCGAAAGCGGACCACGAUUGGGUGCGGAAUGUGUUUUCCAGCUACGGCACGGUGGCGUACGUAUCGCUGCCCAAGUUUCGAAACUCGGGCAAAAUCAAAGAGUUUGGCUUUGUGGAGUUCGACGAGGAGGCGAGCGUGCAGAAGGCGCUGAAAGCGUUCCAAACGUUUGGCGGUGUGCUGGCGUACGAAACGACGGACCCGGCCAAGAUGGCAAGCAUCAAGACGUACGAACCAGAGAAGGGAACGCAGCAGCACGGUGAAGGCUCUGGCGAAACGAAAGCCGAACAGGGUGCUGAGAUGGAGAAGCCGAUAGAAUCAUCCACGGGUUCGAUGGCUGAAGACGAUGGUAACAAGCGCGAGGAGGAUGGUGAUGAACCACCAGCGAAGAGACACAAAAUCGAUCCAACAAGUGACGAGGACGAUGACACACAGGACGAUCAGCAGUCGGAUCGGGAAGCAAAUGGACAGAAGCAAAUUGAGCCAGCAAGCGAAGAAGAGUUCCAGUCGGAUCAGGAAGAGCCCGUCGGAGAGCAGGAUAACAAGGAUGGGACGGACCAAGCAAAGGGCGAUGGACAGGAUGUGAAACAGGACACAGGAAAGAAGAAAUGCCGCCAAAGAAAGGGUUGCAGCAUCAUCAAGAAAGAGCUACAGCUGGACGAUAAGGUUUACGAGCUCAAAAUAAUGACCAAGAAAGAAUGGCGCCGGCUGAGAAACAAGUAUCUCAACCUGCAAAAGGAAGAGGCAAAAAAGCUGAAGCGCUUGUUCCACCAGACGGACAAGCAUCCUCAUCAUCACCAUCAUCAGCGGGGUGGCCAUCCGAAGACGAUUGCUUCCCAUCCGAGCGGUGGAAUCGCGAUCAAAUCGAUCAAAUCCUCUCCGAGGGUAAAUUUCUACGGCGCCAUGCCGGUUGAGGAGGACGAGGAGCACGGCGAGCAGGACGGAACCGGCAGCCACCUGCUUCAGCCGGAAGCGGCCGAGGAGAGUGCGGCCACGGCAAAGCGGCCGCUCUUCUCGUUCGAGCCCGGUCUGAUCGUGAGCAUUAAGUUUCGCGAACCGUGCGUCGAUGUUAAGGAUUUCCGGGCCGAGCUGAAACAGCACCCGUACGUGAAGUACAUUGACCUGAAGGAGGGCGACUUUGAGGCGUUCGUGCGCGUCGAUACGCCCGCGUCGGCCGUUGCGCUCGUGAAGGAGUACUGCUCGGCGGAGCACAGCGCGCAGAUACUGAGCGGCGAGCAGGAGCAGCAGUACUGGGACAAGAUGAUGCGCGACCGGGAGGACAAGCUGAACAAGCGCGUCAAGACGGAGCGCAUUCGAGGGCGUACGAAGUUGAUUCGUAAGAUAAACAGUCACAUUAAGUUUGAUGAUGACGAUGAAUAAUGGCACAAACGACCUGGUUGGGAUUAUGGCGAAAUAAAGUGAAUUUAACAGCAA